This is a messenger RNA of Priceomyces carsonii, 1248 nucleotides long. RefSeq lists its product as uncharacterized. The transcript has a single exon. The coding region runs from base 1 to 1248 and encodes 415 amino acids. The record is from RefSeq and is a predicted model, not a curated record. Gene Ontology annotation, molecular function: protein binding. NCBI's taxonomy places the organism in Eukaryota, Fungi, Ascomycota, Pichiomycetes, Serinales, Debaryomycetaceae.
AUGCAACUAAUCCCUCUAUUGUCAAAGGCGUUAGUGUUGAGCUUUGGAUUAUUUCAAGCUGUUCAAAGUGUGCCGACCUAUCCAUUUUCAGAUUCAAAUUCUUUUGUUGGACUAAAGGCUGGCCGAGCAAUUUACUUUCAAACAAACGAGCACACAAAUAGUAUCGUCGCUCUUAAAAUUCUUGAAAAUGGUACUUUAGUUGAAGGAACUAUUACAGCAACUGGCGGUUUAGGUGCUAGCUCUAUCAGUAGUGCCACGAAUAUCACAGCUAGUCCUGAUGGAUUGAGUAGUCAAGGGUCCGUCACGGUAGCAGGAACAACUCUCUUUGCUGUCAACGCUGGAGAUAACACGGUCUCCAUGUUUUCCAUUGAUGAGGUUGAGCCAACCAACUUAAAGCUUUUAGGAGGUCCUUCCAAAGUACCUGGAGAAUUCCCAGUAACUGUGGCUGCUUCUACUUUAAAUCGCUUGGUUUGUGUUGGAACUAGUGGAAAAAAGGCUGGGGUGUCUUGCGCACCGUAUUCACCCUACGUAGGUAUUGGUGAAUUAGACUUCCUCAGACCCUUCGAUCUUGAUCAAUCAACUCCACCUGUGGGUCCUUUGAACACUGUUUCCCAAACUUAUUUCUCAGCAGAUGAGUCUUUACUUAUAACUUCUGUGAAAGGUGAUAGCGCAAUAAACAAAACAGGGUUUGUCUCGGUAUACUCUGUCGUUGGUCCUUCUUUGCUUAGUCAAAGUAGGCUUUCCGCUGGCGAAAUUAGAAGUGUCGUGAAUGGGACAGGUGCAUUAUUUGGGUUGCAACAAAUUCCUGAGUCAGACAAUUAUUUCAUUGCUGAUGCUUCCUUUGGUGCUGCCAUCAUCUCAGUCAAUGAAAUGACUCAGGCUUCUGAGAUUCUUUUUAAGCAGGAUGUUCCACAACAGAUGGCUACAUGUUGGGUGGCAAUCUCUUCCUCUUCCAAUUCGGCUUUUGUCACUGAUCCAUUAGUAAACCACAUAGUAGAGAUGAGCUUGGCGGAUGCUUCUAUCGUCUCGGUUAUCAAUACGACAAGUAGUAAUGAUGCUACUGGUUACAUUGAUAUCGCUGCUGCUGGAGAUUAUGUUUAUGCUCUUUCACCCGGUAGCAAGAGUGGGUCGGGUGCUGAGAUUGGUGUUCUUUCAGUGUCAGACAGCCAAAACAAGUCUAUUAUCCAAUCUUUAAACGUCAACAAUUGGGCUGGAUCUAGUGCUCAAGGGUUAGCAAUCUAUCCAUAG